UAUGUAAUAUAAACGUAUACAUGUUGAACCAGCCCACUGUGUUGAAAUAGGAAGUACAUUUAUAAGGAAGUGAAGGAAGAAACGGACAAUAUCGGAAGAAGAAAAAUGUUUCUAAGCUGAGUGAGUUUUGACUUACAUCUAAUAUGAGUCUCUCUGGUGAGAGAGAGGAGGAGGCCACUGCCUCUAAAAUGAGUCUCUCUGGGGAGAGAGAGGAGGAGACCACUGCCUCUAAAAUGAGUCUCUCUGGGGAGAGAGAGGAGGAGACCACUGCCUCUAAAAUGAGUCUCUCUGGGGAGAGAGAGGAGGAGAACACUGCCUCUAAAAUUAGUCUCUCUGGGGAGAGAGAGGAGGAGAACACUGCCUCUAAAAUUAGUCUCUCUGGGGAGGGAGAGGAGCGGACCACUGCCUCCAAAAUGAGUCUCUCUGGGGAGAGAGAGGAGGGGACUACUGCCUCUAAAAUGAGUCUCUCUGGGGAGAGAGAGGAGGAGACCACUGCCUCUAAAAUGAGUCUCUUUGGGGAGAGAGAGGACGGGACCACUGACUCUAAAAUGACUCAAGACACCAGUUCAAAGUGUGUCCAGAAGCCCAGAGCAGAGUCACCUACAACCAGCCUGCUAUCAAUGAGGAGUGAUCAGCCACCUGCUUUCAGCCAGAAACCAUUACCAGAUGACAAUAAGGAAGUGGAGAGUUUGGACAGUGAGGAUGUAUUAAAGAUCACACACAACCUUCUGGACAGAAGAAGUCAAACUCUGCUGACAGUCCAACAAGACUUUAAGGCAAAACUGAAACACAAGUAUCAACACAUAUCUGAAGGAAUUGGACACCAUGGAAACCAAAGUUUGUUCAAGGACAUCUACACAGAGCUCUACAUCACAGAGGGUGGAAGUGGAGGGCUCAAUAAUGAACAUGAGGUUAGACAGAUCGAGAUGGCAUCCAAGAUACACACCACACAAGAGACACCAAUCAAAUGCAACGACAUCUUCAAGCCUUUACCUGGACAAGACAAACCUAUCAGAACUGUGCUGACCAAAGGAAUCGCUGGUGUUGGAAAAACAGUCUCUGUGCAGAAGGUCAUCCUUGAUUGGGCAGAAGGAAAAGCAAAUCAGGACGUUCAUUUCAUGCUUCCUCUUCCUUUCCGUGAUCUAAACCUGAAAAAGGACCAAUACAGUCUGAUGCAACUUCUUUCCCACUACUUCCCAGAGCUUAAAGAAAUUGACAGCAUUGAAGAUGCUGAAACCAAAACUGUUUUCAUUUUUGAUGGUCUGGAUGAGUGUCGACUUCCUCUAGACUUCAAAAACAAUGAGAAGUGCUGUGAUGUCACGAAGCCAACCUCAGUGGACGUGCUGCUGACAAACCUCAUCAAGGGGAAUCUGCUUCCCUCUGCUCUCCUCUGGAUAACCUCACGGCCUGCAGCAGCCAAUCAGAUCCCUCCUGAGUGUGUUGACCAGGUUACAGAGGUACGAGGGUUCAAUGAUCCACAGAAGGAGGAGUAUUUCAGGAAGAAAAUCACAGAUCAGAACCUGGCCAAUGAAAUCAUCAAACACAUGAAGACAUCAAGGAGCCUCCACAUCAUGUGCCACAUGCCAGUCUUCUGUUGGAUAUCAGCCACUGUCCUUGAGAUGAUGCUGAAAGAGGCAGAGAAGGAUGAAGUCCCCAAAACUCUGACCCAGAUGUACUCACACUUCAUACACAUCCAAAUCAUUGUGAAGAACAAGAAGUACAACAAAGCCACAGAGACGAACCCAAAGGAACUGUCUCAGUCAGACAAAGAGAUGAUCCUGAAACUGGCCAAGCUGGCUUUCCAACAGCUGCAGAAGGGCAACCUGAUCUUCUAUGAGGAGGACCUGAGAGAGUGUGGCCUUGAUGUCACAGAGGCAUCAGAGUACUCAGCAUUGUGUACAGAGAUCUUUAAAGAGGAAUCUGGGCUGUACCAAGACAAGGUCUACAGCUUUCUGCAUCUGAGCAUUCAGGAGUUUCUAGCAGCAGUGCAUGCUUUAGAAUCUUGUCUGGACAAGAAGGAAAAUGUUUUCUCCCCCACUAGUGAUGAUGAAAAGAAAGAGUCAAUCCAGUUGUCUGACUUACACAGGAGAGCAGUGGACCAGGCCUUGAAGAGUGAGAAUGGACACCUGGACCUGUUCCUCCGCUUCCUUCUGGGUCUCUCACUGGAGUCCAAUCAGAAUCUGUUACGAGGCCUUCUGACACAGACAGGAAGGACAACACAGACCAAUGCAGUUGAGAGAACAGCCAGGUACCUUUCAAACAAGAUCAAGAAGGAAUCCUCACCAGAAAGGAUCAUCAACUUGUUCCACUGUCUGAAUGAACUUGGUGCCAACUCUCUAGUUGAAGACAUGCAGACCUCCCUGCGAUCAGGAACUCUUUCAGAAACAAGACUAGAACCUGACCAAUGUUCAGCCCUGGCCUACCUGUUACUGAUGUCAGAGGAGGUGCUGGAGGAGUUUGACCUGAAGACAUACAACACGUCAAAGGAAGGUUAUCAGAGGUUGCUGCCUGUAGUGAGAACCUGCAAGAGAGCACUGUAA
This is a messenger RNA of Oncorhynchus gorbuscha (pink salmon), 2540 nucleotides long. Its product is annotated as protein NLRC3-like. Lineage: Eukaryota; Metazoa; Chordata; Actinopteri; Salmoniformes; Salmonidae. The record is from RefSeq and is a predicted model, not a curated record. The transcript has 4 exons. The coding region runs from base 144 to 2540 and encodes 798 amino acids.